Molecule: messenger RNA, 214 nt
Organism: Cetraspora pellucida
Lineage: Eukaryota; Fungi; Glomeromycota; Glomeromycetes; Diversisporales; Gigasporaceae
Source: the annotation of a GenBank genome assembly
AUGAACUUCAAUAAAAAAACUUCUGCAGUACAAGAAACAGUACAAAAUACUGACAUAGAACCAGAAUUUUCUCAAGAACAAACAACUUUCUUGAAAAAAAAAAUGCAAAAAAACAACAUGGUUAUUAAUCAGAAAACUUUUUCCUCAGAAGAAAGAAAUAUAGAUAACUUUACAGAAAAUAUAAUUUCAAAAGAAACAAUUGCAGACCCUUAUA